Erythranthe guttata (spotted monkey flower) is the source of this 828-nucleotide messenger RNA. Its product is annotated as ribonuclease 1. The record is from RefSeq and is a predicted model, not a curated record. Gene Ontology annotation, biological process: RNA catabolic process. Gene Ontology annotation, molecular function: ribonuclease T2 activity; RNA binding. NCBI's taxonomy places the organism in Eukaryota, Viridiplantae, Streptophyta, Magnoliopsida, Lamiales, Phrymaceae. Gene Ontology annotation, cellular component: extracellular region.
UAUUAGAUAUGAUGCAAUCAAUGAAUGCAUUGUUUUUUAAUACGAAGAAAUCUGAAAUUUCACCACAGUUCGAUCCGCGAUAAACGAAAAAUGAAAACAUCUUAUUAUCCUUCCGUUUUUCUUCUUUGUCUCCUCGUCAUUCUGUUAUCGUUCUGUAUUGCGUCAGACGCGCGUGCUGGUUCGUAUGAUCACCUAGUACUAGUGUACAUAUGGCCGAACGCAUUCUGCUCGAACAAACGAGUCCACUGUAAAACACCGGUGCCUCAGAAUUUUACGGUACACGGACUUUGGCCAACUGAUAAAACCGGAAAAACUUUGGUGUACUGUAAUAAAUCUGGAAGCAUAUCUUCGGCUUUAAGCAAGUACGAGAAACAGCUGGCGAAUGCAUGGCCUUCGCUUCGUCGGGACUUGGCAAACAGGGAACUCUGGCAAUACCAGUGGGAGAAACACGGUACGUGCGUGCUGCCGAAAAUGACGGUUCUGCAGUAUCUGCAAGUGAUUAUUACGCAGGCGAGGAGGUUCGAUUUUGUGAGGGCUCUAAAAAAGAACGGCAUUACUACGAAUGGUGCGUUGUCGUACUCGAGGAAGACGGUGGAAGCUUCGAUUAGAGAGGAGAUUGGAGGGAGACACUUUUAUAUAUCAUGCCAAAAAUCAAGAAAAGGUGUUCUGGUGAUCAAAGAGAUUUAUAUAUGUCUCGAUGGAAACACGGUUAUAUCUUGUCCUUAUAUCGAUAAUCAGAGAGGAUGCGGUGGUGGUGGUGGUGGUGGUGGUGGUGGUAAGAACAUAAGUCUUGGUUUUACUGCUGCUUCAUCAAGGAUUUAUGCAUGA